This is a messenger RNA of Colletes gigas, 3183 nucleotides long. Its product is annotated as TPR-containing protein DDB_G0280363-like. The transcript has 3 exons. The record is from RefSeq and is a predicted model, not a curated record. NCBI's taxonomy places the organism in Eukaryota, Metazoa, Arthropoda, Insecta, Hymenoptera, Colletidae. The coding region runs from base 1 to 3183 and encodes 1060 amino acids.
AUGAGCAAGAGGAAAGCUUCGGUGGACAGAAAUGUCAAUCAAAAGGCGCCAGCGAGGCGUCCAAGCGCGUCCAGCCUGCGCGCGAGGAUGCAGCAGAUGCAACCGAAAGCCGAGAAAUCGCCCUCCACGCAAAAUCUUCCGUGCGUGGGGCAAACGGCCGCGGUGACCAAUACCACCGACACGUGUCUCCCAAAGACCAGGUUCACCUCUCAGGACAGGUGCAGGGACCUGCGAUCCUGUUCCUCGCCGAGACUGAAAUACUUCCCGGCCGAGAAAAUCAAAAAGUUGGAAACCCCCUCGCCAUUCUUUCCCGAUCCGAUCGGCGCUGUUAUCGUGCAGCAAAAUCCUCGAGAAGCUGGCAACCUGUACGUGACAAGAGCCUCUGAUCAGAGUCAGAACAAUGGGCAAGGUGACGCGGCGGCCAUCGCGCAACCGUUGCAGCAACAUCGUCAGCAUCAAAGCAUGCAUACCGUGAGCCAGCAACAAGUUGUUCCUCAACGGGCGAUCCAUCAGAUCGGAGAGACGAGCCCAAACUCCGCGUGCACGCUCCCCCAACAAGUCAUUAACGGUCAGGUGCAUCGUCCGUUCGUGCCGCACGGAUCCUACGAAUAUCCUCCGCAAAACAAUACCUACGAUCCUCAUUUGCCCUUUCGCGGACCCACUCAAACUGCAACAGCAUCCCAACCGUUCGUGCAACAGUCUGCGAGUAACGUGGGACCUGUGUCGGAUCAGGAGAGAACCAAACCCGAGGAGAACAGUACCGAGUGUCCUGACUACGACAAACAACCGGUUGGCGGUCGAAACGCAACGUUGUACAGGCAACUGGUGACGAACAAUCGUCCAGGACACCAGCAGUCGCAGGCAUCCGUGGUCUCUAACGCGGCAAACCCGUCGAACAGCAAUCACCAACCUCAACCGAGUGUCCAGAACCAUACCUACGUGUCUCCGUUCGCGAAUGCCCCGAAUCCUCAGCAGGUCUAUCAACAGAUGCAACAGACCAUGGCCCAACAGCAACAAAUGCAGCAACGAGCGAUGCAGUAUCAGAUGCGAAUGAUGAACAACCAACAAGCUAUACAAGCAAUCCCAGGAACACCUAACUAUUACAAAAAUCAUCAGUAUAGCGCGCAGAGGAUGACGUCGCCUCAAGACGCGACGACGAACCAGUUGAAAACGUCGAGAACGAUGGGUCAGGUUCAACAGAACUAUCCAGUGCAUCAGAGGGACUUGGACUACGCGAUGAAUCCUCAGAACGGAUGGGCAAGGAACAAUCAAGUGGCCGAGUAUUCGAGCGUGAAGGCUCAGUUGAAGCCUUUCAGUGUGGACGUGAUCGACGGCAAUCAACCGUACUUCGGGGCACAGAAUCAACAGCAGCAAUUAGCGCCACGGUACCAAUCUGCUCCUCAACAUCAGCAAUUGUACAGAAAUCCUGCACAAGGGAACGCGACCAUUCAGAGUCAGCAGAACUCGAUGGCCUACAGUCAGCCUGGAUUUAAUCAACAAGCUCUGCAACCUAAUCCUCAACCAGUUGCGGAGAAUCCAGUUGCUCAAAAUGUCAAGCCGAAACUGCCGUUCACCGCUGGCAUGAUACGCGACCAGGAGAAACUGGUGGCCACGAUGAAACAGCAAAGAAUACCCGUGGACGUGAUGAGAAGACAGUUCGAGACGUUGUUGAGCGAGCAACGGAAACAGCUGGAGUACAUACAGGAGAUUCGACGACAGGACGAGGCAGGGGAGGUCAAGAGACCAGUGGCCACCGCUCGCAGAAGGACACCGAUAGACGAAAAACCAGAGUGGAUGAUUCAUCUGACGCCGCCGCGUCUGUCUUACAUGGAGCUGGAGAAGAUGCACGAGGAACAAAAGCAGAAGGAACGUCAGCAAUUGGAAGAAACGCAACAGCAGCCGAACGAAACGUCCAAUAUGCAGGUUCCUGUGCAACUCGUGAAUCAACAACAGAAUCAGUUCUACCAGCAUAUAAAUUCACAGCCUUACAACAAUAUGUACGAUCAACCUAAUACGGCUCCAAGGAACACUGGAAAACCGAAUCCCAACUCGCCUACGAUGAACUAUCAGUAUUACCCCUAUCAGCAAAAUGUUCCGAACUAUCAAUACGUACAGUAUCCUCAUCAACAACAACAACAAUCCCAGUUCCAGCAGUAUCAACAGAUAUACCAAAAUAACCCGCAACAAAAUCAAACUCAAGUUCAUUCAGCAAACGAUCCUUCGAUGCAUCAAGAGAAUAAACCAACAACAGAGCCGUCCAGUCUCCUGAAAAUGCGUUUGUACAAGGAACAGAUUCGCCCGCAGAAACGCAACAACGGAUUGCAAGAUCCGCAAGUACUGCGAAAGCAGCUGGAGAACAUUCAUACGUCGGCGGAUGUCAAGAAAGAGCUGGACUAUUUGAGCAACUUGGUCUCGAGGAAGCCUCCGGUCAGACUGAACGGAAUACAAGAUCGUACUGAGAUAGAGGAGGAGCUACGAGAACGACUCAUAAUGUCUAGCUACGAACCGUCGCCGAGGAAAGCAUCCGCCAAUGGUCUGGAGAACACCAGGAACCCGAACAACCCUGCUACGCAGCGUUUCUCGAACGCGAACAAAGUGGAGCAUGAUUUCAUGAGGGAGUAUCCCAGACAGAAAUUGUCCAAUCCGCGGAAUUGUUACAGCGUCCAGGCGGAACGGGAAAAUGGAACGGUAGCCGUGGACCAACAGACUUCUGCCGUUCAACAGCAACUGCCAGGACACAACGUGGCGAACGUGAUUCCGUACAACGAGAAGAAUCCAAUGGCGUCCCGGGGCAACGUGAUGCCGUUCAGGUUCGAGAGUACUCAUCCUCUGCACUAUCAGCAGAUGCAGCAAUACUAUCAAAACACGAGGAAUCUUGCCAGAAACAACGGCGAAGGUGACAUAGGAUCGGCUCAGAGAUCCGACGUUAAAAGCAAGGGAAGCUUCGAUCGAGCUGGCGGCGACGCCUAUGUAAAUUUGAACGGUCAGAUGGACGGGCAAAUGGCCGAGGGUAAAAUGUCAUUCCAGGGUAUGCAUUACAGCCAACCUGACAUCCACGAAGCCAGAACCAUCGGGGGUGUGAGGUACUUGGCCAGAAAACAGGACUACAUACCGAACACGCAAUUCGUGUCGCCGGAAACUCUAAUCACGAGCAGACAUUUGCAAGCCCCGACGAUGUACUGA